AUGCUUCGUCAAGUAAAACCUCGCAACGCCCGCUCAAAGCGAGCCCUCGAAAAGCGCGAGCCCAAGGCCGUCGAAAACCCCAAGCAAUGCCUCUUCCUCCGCGGCACGUCCUGCUCGCAAAUCGCCCAAGACGCCCUCACCGACCUCCACUCGCUCCGCCUCCCCCUCGCCAAGAAAUUCACCAAGAAGAACCCCAUCCACCCCUUUGAAGACGCCUCCUCGCUCGAAUUCUUCUCCGAGAAGAACGACGCCUCCCUCCUCGUCUUCGGGAGCAGCCAGAAGAAGCGGCCUCACGCGCUGACGUUUGUCCGCACGUUCGGCUACAAGGUCCUCGACAUGCUGGAGCUGCACCUCGACCCGGAGACCUUCCGGACCAUGGCGCAGUUCAAGAAUAAAAAGUUUGCCAUUGGCCUGCGACCCAUGCUCCUCUUUGCGGGCACCGCCUUCGAGAGCCCCGUCAGCAACGAGUACACUCUGGCGAAGAGCCUGCUCCUCGAUUUCUUCAGAGGCGACCCCUCGGACAAGAUUGAUGUAGAGGGCCUGCAGUACAUUGUCUCCGUCACGGCGGAGGAUGCCACGGGCGACGGGGACGCCAAGCCCGCCAUUCAUUUGCGCGCCUACAUGAUUCAGACGAAGCGCAGCGGACAGAAGCUGCCCCGCGUGGAGGUGGAGGAGAUUGGACCGAGGAUGGACUUUAGGGUUGGCCGUGUCAAGGAGGCGGAUGAGUCUAUGCUCAAGGAGGCCAUGAAGAAGGCGCGCGGCCUGGAGGAGCGAACCAAGAAGAAUGUCACGAUGAAUUCAAUGGGUGACAAGAUUGGUAGAGUGCAUUUGGGCAAACAAGACUUGAGCCAGCUGCAGUUGAGGAAGAUGAAGGGCUUGAAGAGGUCGAGAAACGAUGAGGAAGAGUUGGUUGAAGAUGUUGUUGCUGAUGACGAUGCCAAGAGGAUAAAGCAGUAG
Molecule: messenger RNA, 957 nt
Organism: Metarhizium brunneum ARSEF 3297
Lineage: Eukaryota; Fungi; Ascomycota; Sordariomycetes; Hypocreales; Clavicipitaceae
Gene: RPF2
Product: Ribosome biogenesis protein RPF2
Biological process (GO): ribosomal large subunit assembly; maturation of LSU-rRNA from tricistronic rRNA transcript (SSU-rRNA, 5.8S rRNA, LSU-rRNA)
Cellular component (GO): nucleolus
Molecular function (GO): rRNA binding
Source: RefSeq, a predicted model, not a curated record